UAAUCUUUAACUUUUUCGAGAUUUUUUUUCACUUCGCGUUUGCAAGCCCUAAUUUCUUCCCUUUGCUCUCUCGUUUGCGUUCAUCACUCUCAUUCAAUCAUGCGUUCAUCACUCUCAUUCAAUCAUGCGUUCAUCACCCUCAUUCUUCCCCAAUCCCUAAAUCCUCCCUUCCGCCGUUUAUCAUUUAUGGUGACCAAGCCAUCGAAGUGGAGUUCGCCGGUCACCGUCGAGUUCAUCGGUCUCGAUAACGUUGGCAAAAUCACCCUGUUCCACAUGUUCAAAGACGAGGGAAGAGAUCUCAGCCCUAUAACUGCGAAGCUGUGGAAGAAGUUCUUUGAAAACCUGUUUGACACAAAUUCCACUAAUGAAGUGGUUAAGAGGAUGAAGGAAAAGAAAGUUUCAUUUAAAUGGAUUCAAUUGUACGAGGCAAAAGGAAAGGAAAUGGCUCAGGUUGAGAAUGAAGCACUUGAUCGAAUCAAACAACUGUACAAAAAAGAAGAUGCAAUAGUAGUUACCACCAAGGAUUGGAUCACUGCAGGAAAACAGAGCAGGCAAGUAAGGCCUUGCACUAAAGUUCCACCUUCAAGUAAAAGAAGAUUUUGUGGAGGUUCUCACAUAUUUUGCAUCAAGGCGUGCUACCUCAUUAGUUGUUGAUAGAUGACAUGCCACAUUACAAUACUACAUUCUGAUGAGGAGUUUUGUUCAUUAUUUCAAAAUUUAGUGGUGCUGGAUCAAAUUGAAGCGCUCCGUCUCUUCGAAACUGUCUACGAUUGAAGCGCUUUCACUUCUCCUUCAAGUCUAUUGGUUUCCCUUUAUUGAAGUGCUUUGGAGUUCCUUAUGAAGGCUUUGAGCUUAAAAUAGAGAGUCGUGGAUUACCUCCUGAUGGUGGUGGCAAAGUUAUUUUAUCACUUCGUGUUGUUCAUAGUCUAUCUAUUGAAGGCAAUAAUGCAAAAGCAGAUGAUGCAAUCAUGCUUUAUCAAGAUGGUUAUUUGUCAGAAACCAAUGCAACUAACCUUGUAUGUCCUCAAAUUUACCCUUAUUGUCAAAGAAGUCUUUAUUUUCAUUCUAAGUUAUGCUUAUCAAUGAAGUGUACAUUGGCAUUGAUUGGACUGUUCUGGUUUGCAAUUUUAGGUAAUGGAUCUUGUGCAAUUUUAGGCAUUGAUUGGACUGUUCUUGUUGUAUAAAAUAUUAUUUUUGAAAAUAAUAUAUUAUGAUAGGUGAAUAAUUACUUGUCAUAAUAUAUAUUAUGAUAGGUGAAAGAAUCAUCGUCAUAAAACGCUACAUAUUAUGAUAGGUAAAGUUGCUAUAUUAUGACAGAUAAGUGAAAAUCUAUCAUAAUACACUGGACUAGGUGACAGAAAGUUCGUCAUAAUACAUUGGACCUAUUAUGAUGGACUUUUCUGUCCGUCAUAAAAUGCACAGGACCUAUUAUGACGCCUAGAACUAUGACACUAAGUUAUCCGUCAUAAUAGGUCAUAUUUACCCGUCAUAAAAAGCAAUUUUUCCACUAGUGAAAUAUACAUAGUCUCAUAAUUUAUUUAUGCUAAAUUUUGUUG
This is a messenger RNA of Vigna radiata var. radiata (mung bean), 1556 nucleotides long. RefSeq lists its product as uncharacterized. Gene Ontology annotation, biological process: transcription elongation by RNA polymerase II. Gene Ontology annotation, cellular component: elongin complex; nucleus. Bases 100 to 654 code for a protein of 184 amino acids. NCBI's taxonomy places the organism in Eukaryota, Viridiplantae, Streptophyta, Magnoliopsida, Fabales, Fabaceae. The record is from RefSeq and is a predicted model, not a curated record. The transcript has 8 exons.